Molecule: messenger RNA, 3158 nt
Organism: Schizosaccharomyces japonicus yFS275
Lineage: Eukaryota; Fungi; Ascomycota; Schizosaccharomycetes; Schizosaccharomycetales; Schizosaccharomycetaceae
Product: alpha,alpha-trehalose-phosphate synthase
Exons: 2
Coding region: 261-2975 (904 amino acids)
Biological process (GO): trehalose biosynthetic process
Molecular function (GO): catalytic activity
Source: RefSeq, a predicted model, not a curated record
ACAGUGCUUGUUUUCUUGCUUUACCAGCAACUGUAUACGAAAUAUUCCCAACCCCCUUGUACGUCUACCUGUGAACGCAGACACGCAAAUUUUGUCACUUCCUUUAACACAAUUGUGUACUACAUACCUUGCACGCAUAGUAAUUGCACCAAUUACGGCUUUCUGAAAAACUUUGAACUCAUUUGUUUUCCCUGUACCUGUCUUUCUUCCACCCUUUCGUUCUUUUCUGUUUCUGAAAUUGUUUCGUUAUUAUCUGUGUAAUGGGACGCUUACUGCUGGCUAAUUUAUUUCUCCCUUCAUCUGUUGGCAUUUCGUACGACUCCGUCGGUUCUUCAGAACUUGCAUCAAGAUUCCUUCCAAGCGAGCAAGCCGCUAAAUGGCUUACGGACGGACCAUUAAAUGAAACGUUGCUGGUCUCGGAUUCCGAGGACUCGGUGGCCGAGAUGUCACCUUGUACGAUAACCCGAAACAAUAGCGAGGACAAACACAAUUCUGACUCUACGGACACGUAUUUAUCUGACGGUGCUAACGAUCCUGCAUCCAUAUCCAAAAUCUUCAAUCACAAACACCUGUCGUCCAUUCGUGAGCAAGUGAACUUGACCGAGCCCGUUUCGCGUCAUCACAGCCCACCGCCUGUCAGCGUUCUGGCUCCUCAAUACGAGACUCCGCAAACGGCAGCAAGAACGCGGCGUCGCUCGUCCGUCUACUCACAGCGUCGUCCAUCCAUUGACUUGGCUGCGUGGACAGAAGUUCAGUUUAAAAUUCGCCCCAGCUCCAGCGGCAAUGUAUGCGUCGUGAAUGCGAUUAACGCAGCCAAACGUGAAAAUCCCGAUUUCGAUGAGCAUAUAUACUUUGGUACGUGCGGGGUUCCGACUGACGCACUUCCUCAGGCUCUUCGUGAGCGCAUUGACAAAGUGUACCAAGACGAGCAUAACAGCAAGGUUGUGUAUGUGUCUGACACAGACUUUGUUGGCCAUUAUAAUCAUUACUGCAAGCAUAUCUUAUGGCCUACCUUUCAUUACCAAAUACCUGACAAUCCAAAGUCUAAAGCCUAUGAAGAUCAUUCUUGGCACAAUUAUGUGAGCGUGAACCAGGCUUUUGCUGACUCGCUCGUGGAAAACUACAAGGACGAGGACUGCAUUUGGGUGAAUGAUUACCAUUUGCUUCUCGUUCCCCAGAUGGUUCGUGAGAAGAUUCCCGAGGCCAAGAUUGGCUUAUUUGUUCAUAUUCCAUUCCCCUCUUCUGAAGUCUUUCGCUGUUUGCCAACACGUAAGGAGCUGCUCACAGGCAUGCUCGGUGCAAAUGUGAUUACUUUCCAGAUACACGAGUUUGCUCACCAUUUCAUGCAAUCUUGCUCUCGUCUUAUGGACUUGGAUGUGAGUGGAAACGUUAUCACGAUUGAUAACCGCAUCAUUAUCAUCAACAGUCUUCCCAUUUCAGUGGAUCCUGUCGCUCUGAACCGUCAUCUGAGCAGUGCUACUGUUAACCACUGGACACAUGUUCUUAUGAAACGUUUUAAGGGAAAACGACUCAUUGUUUCCCGUGACAAGCUCGAUCCCAUUAAGGGAGUUCGCCAAAAGCUUCUUUCGUUUGAAAAGUUUCUUGCAAAGUAUCCCGAAUUCCGCGAGAAUACCAUUUUCGUCCAAGUCUCUCCAUCAUCUGUCGACGACGGCGAGUACCUUCCUGCAAUUUCCGAUAUUUGCACACGGAUUAAUUCUGCCUAUUCGAACAUUGCUUCUCAGCAUGUUCCUGUCAUGCUUCUCCAGCUUGAGCUCUCCUACUCUCAGUACUUGGCUCUUCUUAAGGUUGCAGAUGCCAUGAUUGUAAACUCUCUUCGCGAAGGCAUGAACUUGACGUCGCUUGAGUAUAUUUUUGCUCAACAAGAGCGUCAUAGACCUCUUAUUUUGAGUGAAUUCGUUGGCAGUGCUUCAUUGCUCGGCGACUUUGCUAUCAUCAUUAAUCCUUGGGAUUACCAACAGACAGCAGAUGCUUUCCAUAAGGCACUUACUCUGUCUGACGAAGAAUGUGACAAGCGUUACGAAAAAUUGCUUCGUGUCAGCAAUGCCUUUGAGGCUGGAAAAUGGGCACAAGCAUUUUUGAACAGCAUUAAGGAGUCAUGGAAGCUACAAAUCAAGUAUUUGCUGCGCAGAACGCCUCGAUUCUCUGCCAGCAGUCUUCGUUCAUCUUACCAAAGAGCGAAGAAACGCUUUAUUUUCCUCAACUACGAAGGCACCUUGGCCUCUUGGGGUAAUCAAAAACAUAUCGUGAUGUCGAGUUUGCAAAGGGCAAACGAUCUUCUCGUCGAACUUACAAGUGAUCCGAAAAACUGUGUCUACGUCUCUAGCACAUUGUCUCCCCAAGAGUUGGAUCAACUUUUCCACCGUGUGCCCAAUUUGGGAAUCGUGUCAGAGAACGGCUGUUACACACACCUUCCAGACCCUGAAAGCUCAGGCAAGCUGAAGUGGACCUGCAAUGUUCCCAACUGUGACCUUAGUUGGCAAAAGACGGUCUUCGAUAUUUUCAGCUAUUAUGCCGAGCGCACCCCUGGAACAUACGUUUCCCGCAAAAACAUAUCCAUCAUCUUCCAUUUUGGCAGUGCUGAAGAUGCGGACACGGCAGCUUGGGCUGUUAAGGAGUGCUGUGCUUCGGUGAAUGGAUUUAAAAAAUUGAAUUGCCAUGUCUUCGUGUCUACUGAAGCCGUUAUCUGUACAACAUUGGAUGUUUCUUGUCGUGAAGCGGCUGAACGGGCAUAUAAGACGAGUGGUGAAAGUGAAUUCGAUUUCGUCUUCGCCGCUAGUGACGACCCAGUGGAUGAUGCCAUAUUUGAGUGGGUCCGCGAGCUGGGUCACCAGGGUGCCGGUGCACCAUUCACACAAACCGUUAGUGUUGGUGAGCGUGCUUUUAGUAACGCUGAUUACACGUCGGCUGGUGUGUUCGGCUUUUUGAACGAUUUCCAGAAGGCAGUCAGCAAGUAAGGUGACGAAUCGUAAUUGCUUCGAUGCAUCAUGUGAAUGCCUGUACUUUUUUUGAACGAUACAUAUUCUGAUGGACCUUUUUUAAUGUUGUUAACGAACCAGAUAUAGCUCUUAUCAAUGGAGGUGAAUAUUCUUUCUUUUAACGCUAGAGCGACGAUGAAAUCGUGUAUUAACUGUCUUAAA